AUGAAUAGUGCGCAAGACAUAAUCAGUUCGAAUGAACAGGUUGUGAAUAGAUAUAGGCUUUGCAGAACUAAUGACCAUAACAGGUGCAUUUUUCAGCAUGGCACUUACCCUGUUCAUGGGAUUAAAGGGCCCCCUAGGGCCGGUGUGCCCCGGGAAAGAAGCACCUGUGUAAAAAUAACGGCUCGUUCGGAUAGGAGCUUAAAUUUGGUCAAGCGGCUUGCCAACUUGGCAAAACACGCAGAUUGUGCAGAUGACGCAAAUCGCACAGAUCGCACAAAUUAUGGAGGUACCGUUUCUAGGACGCAACCCCCCGACCUGCAAAUGGUGCACCGCAUAACGACCCUGGUCUGCUUGAAAAUAUACAUCUCCGUUUAUAUCUAUAUAAGCAAUUUGAGGAAACUGUCCCUUUUGCUAUUGUGCGAAUGCUCGGCUUAUGUAGCCAAGAAGUGCAGACAGUACAUGUUAAAUAAAGCAAACGGAAAAUGUCAAGCCAUAUGUAAGCACGCCAUACGGACGGAAGAGGAAGAAGGAAAAAAAAAAGACAAGCAGGUUUAUACUGACAAAUUAGGGCGAUCGGCAGGAAGGGGACACAUGAGUGACUGCCAUCGAAUUGAAAAUAAUAAACGCACAAAAGUGGGGGGAAAAAAUGAUUACCACCCCUAUUUUGUUUCAAGCAAGUUCUACAUAGAUAAAUCUGCCUGCGUUGGGAAGUCAACUUUUACUUUAGCUAGAAAGGUGGACGCUCCAAAUAGGGGAGACGCAGAGCGCAGAAGAAAACUUUACCUUGGCUGUGUUAGCCAUGUGUACACGGAUAAAAGUCGUGAAGGAGUUGUAGGAAGCAACUCCUGCACUAGUAGGCCAAGUAAUGAUGAUGAUGAUACAUACGCAGCUAAUGUAACAAGCAAAAACCGCGCAGUUAGAAGGGGACAAAUCCAAGUGGUUACUCCCCUUCUGGUAAGCAGCAAGGGAAUGUACACAAAAAGGAACAUAUUUAAAAAGAAUAGUAAAAAAUGUAUAUUUCACAAGCAAACCUGUUUUAAUGCUUUCAAGAGGGGCAGUACCAUUUACCCAAAUGGGGUUUAUACCUGUGUCAGAAAUGGAGAAUGUCUCAAAGUAGAGGUAAAUGGAAAAAAUAAAGACCAUGUUAGUGAAUCAUCUGACGAAUUCGAAGAACCACAUAAUGUUGUUACGUAUACCCCUUUCAACCAUUUAAGUGAAGGCGUCUUCGCCGAAGAGGGUACAAUAGGGGACACCUCCCUUUCUAUCCAUCCUAUGGUGCAAAAAAUGUUAAAGAUAUACGUCACACUGCCGACCCUCCUUCGCUUUACCGAAACGGUAAGCGAUUUUCACAAGCCCAUAACCCCUUGCGCAGUUCUUAUGAAGGAACCGUAUGAUGGGGGCGAAACCUUUUUGAUUACCCCUUUUAAUGUUUUAAAAAUAAUUGUUAAAAAGUUAAAGAGACAUUAUUCUUAUGUCACAUUCGAUCUAUGUUUUAAGACAAGAGUCGCAUCAGAAUGUGAUAGAAAGAGGGCACAUAUUCCAUGGGUUACUAAAAGCUCAAGAUUUAACUACCCGGAUGGGUUAAAAUUCAGCAGAACAAUGCUACUCGAGAUAUUUUUAACUUUGCCAGAGGUGGCAGAAGAGUGUCAAGCAACACCUUUCAGUUUUUUUCUUCCCCCAUUUUGGAGCAAGCCCUCAGUUUUCUCUUCCUACACCACAUCCGAUAAAAUUGAUUCCUUAUUUUUGCUCCCAAUUCUGUCCUCACCUUUGAACAGAAAACGUUUUAAAAACUCAGGAAAGCGUGCCCAUCACAUUUUAAAAAAAAGAAGAAGCUGCACUAGCAAUUUUGGACGCGCAUUUAUCAGCGACAUCCAGUUAAGUACAAAACAAUUUUUCAGAAAAAAAUAUUCAUCCGUUUUGCGAAAUCAGAAGAGGAAAUUUCGCCCAAAUGUGCUCAUGAUGGGAAAGCACAGAAGGAGGGAAGUUUUGAAACAAAAGUUUAAACGUCGCAGGGGGGGAGUACUCUCCGUAAUGGCGGAGAGACCGCUCGGGAAUGUGUUCAGGUUACGUAAGCACAGGAUGAGCGGGACGGCAAACAGGACUAGUGAGGCAACUAAACGGGAGAACGGAACUGCAAAAGGAGCGCAUGGCACGGAAAACCUCGUCGAAGUGACCGUGUCGGGGGUGAGGGAACUCCUACCCAUAUCGGAACCCCUCCCAGAGCGUAAGCGCCGCUUUAAUUUUAUCAAAAACAAAAUGAAGGUAUCCCUUUUUUUACUCAAAUGUUAUGAUCUUUUUCCCGCCAAAUAUGUGCACGUGAAAAUGCAACGUGUGGAACUGAGGGGGGCCAACUGCAGCAGAAGUGGCUCCGGGGACGUGGGUAAUUCGGCGAUGAGAAAAUGCCCAGGGGGAAGUGACAACAAGGGGAGAACAGACGAUAAUGGGAAAAGCGAGAAAAGCGGCAAACGUGGUGAUGGAAGCCAAAGUAAUAAACGCGGUAAUAGCGGCCAAAACAGCAAACGUGGUGAUAGCGGCCAAGGAGGCAAAAGCGGUGACAGCGGCGGUCGAAGCGGUGGCAACGGAGAUGACAACAAUGACGAAAAGAACAACAAAAAGAGGCACUUCGAUGAUAAGGGUGAGAAGAACGAAGAGGCGAAUGAGAACGGGAAGGAGGGCAACAACACCAACGGGGGUAAUGCUAACAGGGAAGAAGGUAGUGGGUGCGGCAAAGCCGAUUCGAGUGAAGGCACAAAGAGAGGGUCCAACGUAUCCUCGAACGGAGCGUCAAAUGAAACCUCAAAUGGAUCCACAAACGGAACCUCAAACGGUGGAUCAAACGUAACGUCCAACGGAACGUCCAACGUCGAUGCAAACGCCAAGAAGAGGAGGGGCGAAAAGGGGAAAAGCAGAAGCAAAAACAAAGUGGACAGCACAGGCGGCGGGCCGCCGGACCAACCCUCCGAGGGGAAGGAUGACAGUGUAUCGUUAAAUAACGAGUCCCUCCUGCUGAACAACGAAAAGAAAGAAACGGUUAAGCGGAGAAAGGGAAUCAGGACCGGGAAAAGAAACGGAGUUAGUGAAAAAAAUGAUAAAUAUUCACUUAACCUUCUAAUCGCAGAAAAUGCGUAUAAAAUUGUAAAAAAUGGACGAGUGUACAAACCAACGGAGCCAGUCAAUAGUUUCCAGACACACCAUAAUUUUAUGCUUAGAGAAAUGACGUGGAUGAGUAUAGAUUAUUAUGAAGAAAAAAGGUGGAAGAAAAAUGUGUCCAAAAGGUUUAGUUAUCAAAUGAAUAAUCAUUUUGAAGACAGAAAAAAAAAUGACAAAUAUUUUAUCUCUUCGCAGAUAUCCAAUGACAUUAAGAUGUUUUGGUUUUUUGUUCUGAACGAGGUGAGGCCAGACUUAGUCCCCGUCGACGUGGAUCAUAAGGUCAAAAAUAAAAAUCUGCUCAAGAGGGAUUUUUUUAACUCCGUCAGGAAGAAUUUAAAAAUGGAUGGAAGUAGUCCUUCCACUAGCUUUGAAGCGAACCCCUUCACUUCGGCAAAAGAUGAACAGUUCGCUAGUCAUGUCGUGGAAGACGGUGAACAACCAAGUGACAAAUGUGACGACCGCCCGAGUGAUUCAACCCCCAGUGGCAUCCUAAGCAUGGCGCGCAGCAUGUUUUCGUUCAAUUUUAUGAAUAAAGGGGAGGCGACCUGCCAAGGUAACGUCGACAAUGGAAACAUGGACAAAGGUAACGUCGACGCAGGGGAACCCCCCAAUUGCGCCAUUCGUAUGGAUAACCCAACUGAUGAGCAAUGUGCCCCCCCAACAAGUGACGCAGACAGACAGCAGGUAGUCCAGGGAAACACCCACAUGGAUGAAGAAAGCAUAGAGGCGUACCAAAAUUAUGAACAACGUCUUAUCCUUUUCGAGGAAAAUGUAAGCAGGGAGUUGUUAAACAAGCACGAGCACCAAAGCAGGAGGGAGGUUGACUUUUGUGAUAAUUUUACGAUGGAGGAGGAGUACGCCUACCGAAGUGCAUACCAUUAUAAUGAGGACUAUGUGGACUACUACUCCUGUAGUACAGACUACCUUGACUUGAGUAACCGCCUGUAUAUUUACUGCCUGCUAUUUAUGAGCAUUUCAUUAAUGGAGGUGAAUGAAAAUAUAUUUUAUAACAAUGAAAAUUUAAUUAAUGAUGGCGACGAUGGAAUGUACUCCGAUGGUGAAGAAGGGUUGGCGAUCCCGUUUGGAGGAAAGGGCAAACUGAUGUUAAUGCCAAAUGAAGUUAGUGAUGAAGUGGAAUACGCUAAACAUGAGAAAAAAAGGAGAAAAAAAAAAAGGAGUGAUAACAACAAUUGCGGGGACGUCGCCGAUGGGGGGGAGCAGUUGGAGGUGGAAGAGGCCAAAUCGGGGAAUGAUCCAACCAAGCAGAGAGACGAUGAAAUUAAUGCGAACAACCCAGAAAAGCAUAACACAAAGAUCAAGCUCGAAAUUGUGAAAAAGGAAAACAAGAGCGAAAUGGGAGAAUACGACGAGGAAGUCUACAGGGAGUAUGCCAAAAACCACAAUGAUUAUCAUCAUAUGGACGAUGGAGACGACUUUGAUGAUAUGAGAAGGGUAAACGACUACACGGAUCAUAUGUACCACAUGGAUUACUACGACGAGAUGGGACAUAUGAAUAACGACAUGCUAACCAUGUCCAGUACUCCCCUCAACAGUGUAGAUGUGAACGAGCUCCUCGUCAUUCCAUACUCCGCUGCCGACAGAAUAAUGAGUAAAGAAACAAGUAGUAGUAACGCACCAGAACAAAACAUGAGCGAAUAUCUAAACGAGAUCAAACAGAAAAGUGUAAACGUGUGUAUGAAUAACAUGGAGUUAUGUGGGGGAAAAACGUACCCAUUCGAAUUAGAAUAUAUUAACAACGCAAAUAACGACAUUCACCUCCCGCUAGUAAACCUAUCAGAGUAUGACGAAUUCACCUUUUUUAUGUAUCUGUUUUAUUUGAAAAACUCUCCUUAUAUUUUAAAAAAACAAAUGAUAAAGGAAAAGAGAAAACGGAAAAGAGACUUGUCAGAUGUUACCUCGGCCAAGAAAAGGACACCAAAGCGAAGGUUGAACAAGGGGGAAAAUGAUAAAACAGGGGAAACCGUACUGGAGAACGAAAAGUGUAAAACAAGCGAACAGUCGCUAACAAAUGCGGAGGUUGAAAACACGUCAUCGUUGAAUGAGGUCAAUGGGGAAGAGGAAAAUGAUCACCAUUUUGAUCUUUCUAAGAAGGAUGACCACGCAAAGGUGGGAGUUAAAAAGGCAGGCGUGAAGGAUGAUGCUGGCAUUAAGAACAAUCAUCUUGCUGAGGAGGGACACCUUUCUCGAGUGAGAGAAAUCAAGGAAGGAUCCACCUUCACGGAGGAACAGGAAGAACAAAAAUUAAAAAGGUGGACUGGCACGAAAGAAGUGUGGACCAGCGACGAAGUAAAUUUUCUUCUCAUCCUUGCGAAGACGUAUAUGAAUUAUGUGAAUACCGACUGGACGCAGGUGGGGGGAUAUAAGAGUGAGGAACAAUCCCCUGCGAAGGAUCAUCUGGGAGAUGCCCCCAAUGGAGACAAUAUUACUGCAGAACAGGGUGGAGGAAGCCCCACCGAAGUACUAAAUGGAAAAGCAAGUAAUAACAAUAGCAGCAAUAACAGCAGCUAUGAGGGAAGCGAUUACGUGGAUUUUUCGCGAAGAACGCAAGGGAACACCCCCAAUGGGGAAAUUCUCACUCAUCACGAGGAACAUAACAACACGGUGCUUGCAGAAAAGACAAUGUCACCACGGGGGGAGGUGCCCCAAAGUGGCAACUAUAUUUACUCCAUAAACUGGAACAUCAUAUCCGUAGCGCUCACCUCGUACAACAGAAUUAAUCACGUUUACGAAAUGGCGAGAACGGCAGAGGAGUGUAAGGACAAGUUCUUUUCUCUUUUCCGGGACAGCAGCUACCUGGAUGUCAAGUCGGCUACCCUGCAUGGGGAGAAUUAUUUAGAUAACAGAAAAAAGCUAAAGAAGGGUUCGAAACGGUUAAAGUUCUUGUCCAUUUUUUCCCCGCAAAGUGCGAACAGCUUGAUAGGCUCGCUUAACCAAUAUAUGAGCGAACAGAUUGAGAUGCAGAGGCAGCGGGAAGAGGGCGGCAGCAGUGGUUCCUGGGGCAGUGAGGCCAAGGGAAGCGACCCAGGCAGAGCAUUAAACGGCACGCACCAAUUGGAGGAAAAACAGAACGCAGGUGGAAAGCCCCACGAAAGCAACGGUCCCAAAAAUGACCAACUAAACCAUGAUGAGGAAUUAUCAGAGGGAAAGUAUUCCAAUGGGGAAGAAUCUACCCUCUUCGACCAACCGAGGAAGAGCGAACUGUUAAGUGGAAUAUUGCAGCAGCUGUCAAAAGGAAGCGCCCUUCUAAACGACAAUGAGAAUCUGAGCAGCAAACCGAGCAACAGCUGCACCACCGAACAGAACACCCGUUACCGGAUGAACGAGUCGGAGGAAGAAUCAAAUGACACCAACCUUUUUGGAAACACAAAUUUAUGCUCCAAUUUGAGGAAUAAGGAGAGUCUUUUUAAUAAUUUAUUAUCUCAUAUUUCUAGGAACUCUGACGAAACUUCUGAUGAAGACACCGACUGUGGGAAGGACAGCUUCUUCAGCUCCAGUGAAGUCGACGAUUCUUCGACACUGAAGCCGGACGAACUUUCUUCCAUCAAAUCGGACAAUUUGAAAAAUAUUAUAGUAAAGAGGAAGCGUCCCUUCGGAGGGGAUAAGGAGGAUGAGGACCGCGUGUGUGACCAACGUGGGGAUAGCGAAGCGGGAGAAGGGGGAGUUCCAAAUGGGGGAUCAUCAUAUGAGCACCCCGAAGUAGAAACUCAGAAUGAGCAAAUGCAGGGGAAAGAAGAAACGGAAGAAAUAAUACAAAUGGACGGAUCGAAUUGCUUGGAGGGGAAUGAGGAUGUUCCAUCUGUUGAGAGCCAAAGGAUAAGUGAAUGCUCAUUUGGGGAAAGGGAAAAGGAUGAAAAUAAAAUAGAGGAGUGUGACAAUCAUGCAAAGAACAACUCUGCACUUCCCAAAGGGGGAAAGGAAGGAAUGGUGUGCAAUGGAGGAGACGAGUCAUCCCUGCACGACAUGGACAACAGUAAGGAUGAUGUGUGCACAUCAAACGUGGGGACAUUCACAACAAGCAAUGACAAACAAACAGGGGGAGAAAGCGAAUCGGUCAAUUUUGCCAACCUAAAAAAAUGGCUCAACUCCAUAUGUAGCAAUAAGAAAAACGUGAACGAAUUUUUAGCUCUACUAAAAAAUGACUAUCUGGUUAAGAAUAAAAAGUUCCAUAAAAUCAUUCAGAAUUUUUUAAAUAAAAUAAAACCUGUUAUAGGGUACAAUGACAAUUUGUUGGACUCACUAAAGAAUGAAAAAAGUAGCUAUGAAAUGUCAAAGAAUGAACCCAUGAUGAAUUAUGUGUUCUGUGCAGAGAAAUUAGAUAAAGAGUUUGUAAAAUUUGUUAAAAAAAUAAUCGAGUAUGAUAAAAGGAGAAAGAAUAAAAGUAUGAGAAAAUUAAAUAACUUAUCAGAAUAUAGCGAAAUAUUCCAGCUGAACGAAUUUUUUAUUUACUCCCCGAAUGAGUCUUACAACACGGUGAACGAAUUUGCACAGCAGAUACUGAACUAUGUUCCCUACGUGGAUGACAAGAAAAAAAUUAACCUUAAGAAAAUUAGAAAAAGAUUCCAGUGCAAAAACUUAAUAUCACAAGUUUUGCUAGCCGACUACAUUUUGGAUAAAUUAAAGAAUUUUCCAAUGAGCACUACUUUGCUGUAUACUCUAAAAGGUAAGUCGGUGAAUAGUUUGCUUUCCGAGGCGAGGCUAAAAGCAUACACGAAGUAUAUCAAUGAUAAUUUACAAGAAUGUGAGGAUGUCGUUAAGAUGGAGAAGAGCUUUGCCCAGACGUACGAAGGGAAGAAGGAGGAAGAGUUUAUGCUCCACAGGGAGGGAUUACUCAACGGGAAAUGUGGAACAAAUGUUAAAGUGAAAAAGGAAAAUGAUCAUGAGAGUGACCUACCGAUGAAUAAACAGACGCAGGAGGGGACUGGUCCAAUGACGGACUCUCUCCCAGAUAAUAAUGCCUCGCUACUUAAUAAGAAUGGAAAAGUUUUCAACCAAGGGGGAUGUGAAAAACAUAGCAACGGUGCAGGGGUGACGGGUUCUAUUCCGGUACGCAUCAAAAUGGAUGAUAAAAACUCCGCGUUCAACUUUAACAAUUAUGAUGACAAUCAUAAUGCACUUUCACGCAGUGGUGUGUAUGACGAUGCGAACGUGACACCCACAGGGGUGAGCAAAGGAGAGAUGGAUAGAAACAACCACCACAGCAUUAUACAUAUGAGGAGCAACGUGGACAGCGCGAAUGUUGAUUCACCGCUUCAUGGUCAAGUGGGAAUUAACGAACCAGGAAGGGAAAAUGGAUACAUCAGAAUGAACCACCAAAUGUGUGGAACUGCCAGUGAGCAGUUGAUUAAUCCUGCAGUUUUUAACGAGAUUUCCGUGUACAAAACGGUAAAGGAGAAUGAGCUCAAAAAUGAUGCGGCAAAAGGUAUGAGUCCCCCUACGGAGACCGGUAUUUACGACAAUCCCAACGGUGGCAAUAUUAGCAACAAUGGGAAGAGUAAUGGGAAGAACGGCACCAAGAAUGGGGGAAAGAGCAGCGCGAAGAACGGUGGAAAGAACGGCGGGAAAGGCAAUGGUAAAGGGGGUGGCAGGGGAAGCUCCAAGGGGAAUAACAAAGAAAACGCCAAAGAAAACGGUAAAAUUGUUGCAAAUGACAAUCUGCCCACAGUUAACGAACCGAACGGAAUUAUAGACGAGGCGAAGAUGAAGAGGCCACUCAUGUCAUACACGAACCCGUUGAGUGACCCCCCCAGAGGAGUCAACAACUUUGACCAACAGAUACUGAACCACACCAAAAAUGAUUUCUUUCUAAGUAACAGACAGAAAUCUUUACCUAUAAGAAAUAUAGCCAAGACGAAUAAAAUAACGAAAUAUAGAACGUCCAUAAGUGUGUCCAAUUUUUCUCGAGAGUUAUGUAAAAAUAAUAGCAUCCUAAGUUAUUUACCAAAUGGCCAUAAUUACCUUACCAAUAAUGCACUAGAAAAAGUGCCCAUGAGAAAUGGCGUACCUUUGAGUAACUUGCCUGUAGGAAACCAAGACGCGGCAUGUGCCCCCCUGGAAGGAGAUGCCAGUGUAAACAAUAACAACCGCCAACCAGAUGGACAGAUACCUAGUAUGCAUAACAGUCCAAUGAACGAUAUGGUGGUACCCCUUCAGGUGCCAAAUGGACAACACAUGCUAAGCCAUGACAUAACUAACUUCCCAAACAAAAGACAGAAAUUGGUAAGCACGAAAUAUAAUGGGACCCCAAGUAAAAAUGCGACACUGGAAAAUGUGAACAAGUGUUUUAUGAACCAAACAGGCUCUCCAGUGAAUGCCCUGCAGGAUUACUGCAUGCUUAACCAGUCUCCUGCAAAGUGGAACAAAGGGUUACCCAACGCGGAAGGCAUCAAAUCGAAUGCUUCUCCGUUUUCGUAUCAACAGACGCAGAAUUGGGGAGACCCUCAAUUUGUCCACAAGGGGGAGAACACCUCUCCUCUUAUCAGUACGAACCUACAGGUGCCCAUCGUAAAUGCGGGUGGUAUGCAUAGCUCUUCCAGGAAUAGCAGCAUGAUGAACAAUAACUGCAAGGGGAAUAGAACCCCCAAGAACAGUAGUGGAGUUAGCGGAAUUCUGAACGGUUUAAGCAACAACAGUUUUAGCAACGGAGGGAUUCCCCUGUUCGCACGGCCAAACGGUGAAGAAGAAAAAUUCGCUUCGCCCAUGCAUGUAGCUUCGCAAAACGGUAAAUACAUACCGCCCAACGGGGGCAACGUGCAGAUGGGGCAGAUCUCGCAGCUAUCGCCAACUUUGCAAAUUUCACCAAUUCCGCAACUUUCGCCAAUUUCGCAUAAUUCACCAAUUUUGCACAACAAGCCUGCCAUGUAUGAACCCCCAGAACUGUGUGCCAAGAAUGUGCCGACGAGCAACCUACCGAACAGUAGCUCCAUUUCGCGUCAAAUGGAUGUUACCUCCAGCGGGUCAUGCAAGAAGAUGCAGCAAAUCCCAAUGAACAACAGUGCCCUAAGCACAGAAAAGAAAAUAUACUCUAUGUAUAAAGAAAAUCAAGCAAGAGGAAGUAUAAUAGGGUCAGCCUCCCUACAGGGGCCAUCACAUUCCCCAACAAUAGGUAGAAUAAACGAUGACGCACUUUCCAUUAAGUCGGCAACCCCAAGUAACUACUCAUCAGGGUAUGGAACGAACCAACCAGUAAUGCAAGAAGCGGAUGCAAAGUCAAAAAUUCUACACGAACAAAUGAUGAACAGUCAAGAUACGUUAAGUCCUGAUCAGAAAAUAUUUUUCGAUGCAAACAACAAAGGUAAUAACAUUGCAAAUUAUAACUAUCCUACGAUGACAAGGUACCCAAGCAACAACAUUCAAAAUGUGAAUCCACCAAAUAGUGACAAUAGCAGGUCAAAUUUAGGAAGUAAUUAUAGCCAUGCGAAUUUACCAAAUAUGAACCCUAAUUUUGUACCCUCCAAUGUAAUGCACAGCCAGAGUAACCCUUCACCAAACGGUGGAAGAAGAUCAUUGCUACACCACCCUGUACAUUCUCUAUCCAGCUUGGCAAAUAUGAACAGCAACAAAUUAGACAGUAAUGAACCUUUGAAUUUUUCGAAUGAUUCGUUUAAUAAAAAUAUGAGUUGUUCAAAUUUGAGUAAUGUAAAGACCGAUGGAAAUGAUGAAAGAAGGAACCCCUCCUCUGGUGCAGUAAAAAACGGUGCAGAUGGAAAUUCGCACAUGUUUCAGAGCAUACUGCAUGCGAAGCAGCAAGGCGACAUGCAGGGCGCCAUCCCCGAGAAUCAAAAAAUGCAACCCAGUUACGUGAAUAGUAGUAGCAGCGGUGGCGGCGCCAUUAGUAAUUCCCUGUGUAACAACAUCAAUAACGGUAGCGGCGCCCUGUCACCCCUGCAACAGCCCCACAUGCAUAUGAAUGACCCCCAAAAUAAUUACAUUCCUAGCGCAAACGGAAGAGAUCAAAACAACCUCGCAAGUAUGAGUCCCCAAGGAUCGAAUGCUCAGGGAUUUAAUCAGCCAAACCAACUAAGCCAAUCGAACCUGCAGAAUGUUAAUUUGAACAACGUGAAUGGACAAACGGUGAAGUACCACAGCGCAAACUUGCCAAGUAGGAAACAAGGAGGCGGCGUCAAUUCCUAUGUCAACCAGAUGAACUUCAUUCUGCAAGUGCUGAAUCAGUUAAAUUCGAACUCGAAAGGAAGUACUUCGCCAAACGGGAACCAUCAGGGCGCGGGGAAACCCGCUAUGGAGCAGUCCCCCACGAAUCAGACAAGUGGCAGCCAGUCGGGGAUGACCCAUCCGGGGAUUAAUCAACCGAGCGUGACGGCACCGAUUUAUGGCCACGCAAGCAGCAGUGUGGCCUCGCCAAAUGGGAACAGGAGCCAGAAUGUAUCCCCAUUCAAUUCGCCAAAUAUAAAAGGAAAAAAUGGCAAGCAACCAUUUAGCGAUAGUAGUGUAAACAACCUCAAUAUGGUAAACAUGGGCACAAAGGGGAUCUUGCCAAAAAAUAUUAUUCAGAAAAUGUCUCCAAAAAAUAUGUUCCCAUCGCAAGAUCUGAUUCAACAGAAGUUACAACAACAACAACAGGAGUUACUGCAGCAGGAAUUAUUUCAGAAGGCAUACAAUGAGAAAGAAAAUCAGUCAAGUCCAUCGCAGGGAACAUUUCAGGAAAUGCAUAACCAGUGCCCACCUGAUAACCUAAUGCAGAAUGACCCAGUGAGGCAGCAGAAGUUGCUUCAGAAGAUCCAACAGGAACAAAUACAGAAGCAGCUUCAGCAGCUGCACUCCCAGCAGCAAUUCCAGGUUCACCAGAUGCAACAGCAGGUGCAUUCGCAGCAGAUGGGUUCAAAUAAGGGGCCGUCACCACUGAAGGCGCAGCAGUUAAAGCAGCAUUUGCUUGCACAACAAAUGAGCCCACAACAAAUAACUCCACAACAUGUAACCACACAACAGCUACACCAACAACAGUUGCAGCAAAUUCAAAUGCAGAAGCUUCAGUACCAGCAGCAGGAGUUGAAGAAACAUAUGGAGCAGCUGCAGCAAAAGAUUCCCCUACCUCAGCAGAAGUUCCACCAACUAUAUAAUACGAAGCAAAAUAUGUUGUUAAAUGAAGAGAAUGGAAAGAAGAACAAACAGAGGCAAAUUAGCCUUCCCCUAAAUUCCCACGUACCCAACAUGCACAAUCUGCAGCAACUAAAUAAAGGCGAAGAGCUUCUCUCGAAGGAAAAUUUGAAUAGUAAUAUGGGCGGUAGCGUCAGUGGCAGUGUUAGCGGGAGCAUGAGCGGCGGGAUGGGAAGCAUGGCUGGGUUGAGCGCCAUAGGCGGAAGCAACAUGGGUGGAAGUAACAUGGGCAGCAACUUGGGAAGUAACUUGGGAAGUAACUUGAGCGAAAGUGCCAUGUACAUGAUAAAUAGGAAGAUGUCAAAUAACCUGAAUAAACUGAACAACGCCGACCACUUUUUUUCCUACGACUCAUUUCAGCAGUCCAUGCCCCCGAACAAAAUUGACGUAAAAGACAUGAGGACACAUGACGGAAAAAAUAUGAAUGAAAGUAGCAUGUUGUUAAACCCAGUCCAAGCAAGAGACCUAUGUAGCAAUAAUAUACCCCCUCGCGUUGUGCCCAACAAUAUGCCUCCAUAUAUUUCUUCAAACUCUCCAUUUAAAAUGAAUCAUCAUAAUAAAAGCAACAUGAACAAUAAUCAGCAGCAGUAG
Messenger RNA from Plasmodium coatneyi, 12873 nucleotides. RefSeq lists its product as uncharacterized. NCBI's taxonomy places the organism in Eukaryota, Apicomplexa, Aconoidasida, Haemosporida, Plasmodiidae. The record is from RefSeq and is a predicted model, not a curated record. The transcript has a single exon. Bases 1 to 12873 code for a protein of 4290 amino acids.